UGGUUUGGGAGACAGCUUGUAUUUUAAAUAACGAGCGCAGUUUGAACUCGACGGUAAAAACGAGCAAAGAGUGUCUGAAAUGGAUAAUAACUUACAAUGUAUUUGCCGAAUAGUGGUUUAAAUUCGCUUUAAGGAACUGUACUGUUUGUUGAUGUGUAAAUAAGGUAUAUCAUACAAGUUAGGUUUUAUAUAUUAUAUAAGUGUAUAUGGUUCUAGUAGUGGGACAUGGAUGUCAGUGACGGUGACACUAACAUGGUGUUCUUUGAUUUGGAGACUACAGGCUUUGGUUCCUCAUGUGACAUUGUCCAGCUUGCGGCCGUGGGCGGACAUCACACGUUAAACCUGUUCAUGGUUCCUCGAUGCAGAAUGGAUCCUGGUGCUUCCAGAAUUACUGGCUUCAGAGUGCGGAGACAUCGACUCUUUCUUCACCGCAGGCCAGUGCUCACCAUCUCUUUGAAGGAAGCCUUGGUUUCCUUCAUAACCUUUCUUCGUAUGUUUGGACAUCCGUUGCUGGUGGGUCACAACAUUCGCAGAUUUGAUUGCCUUGUGCUGACCAGAGUUUUGGAUGAGUUUGACUUGAAAGCAGCCUUUCAGGCUGAAAUUAUGGGCUUUGUGGACAGUCUCCCGUUGGCCCGGCAGCUUCUCAAGGACAGUGGUAUCAACAGCUUUAAGCAGGAAAACUUGGUUAAGAAUGUGCUUGGCAUUUCCUAUGUGGCUCAUGAUGCCUUGAGUGAUGUCCAGGCAUUACAAAAGGUUUACUGGGCUCUCAGACCCACAGCUAGUCAGAUUCAACAGCACAUGUUCAGCUUGGACUCAUUGUGUAACAAAGGUUUGAAGGACAGAAUAACUUGUCUGAACGUCAAAUCAGAAAGCAGCGGUAAACUCCCGCUGCAACAGUCAUCAAGUUGAAGUUUUUUUUUUUUUGUUAAAAUGGCACCUCUAGCACAAUAAGAUGUGUACCUUUUACAGUAUGUUACAGCUUUAUGGUGAAUCAGUUCAUUUUAAAUGCAUUAUCUCUUUAUUUUUUAAGAACAUUUUUUAAAUACCUUAUUUAUAUUAAAGUUUAUUUAACCACA
Clarias gariepinus (North African catfish) is the source of this 1076-nucleotide messenger RNA. RefSeq names its product PML-like exon 9.2 (gene plex9.2). NCBI's taxonomy places the organism in Eukaryota, Metazoa, Chordata, Actinopteri, Siluriformes, Clariidae. The coding region runs from base 226 to 909 and encodes 227 amino acids. The record is from RefSeq and is a predicted model, not a curated record. Gene Ontology annotation, cellular component: cytoplasm. The transcript has 2 exons. Gene Ontology annotation, biological process: DNA catabolic process. Gene Ontology annotation, molecular function: nucleic acid binding; 3'-5'-DNA exonuclease activity.